Miniopterus natalensis is the source of this 7982-nucleotide messenger RNA. The record is from RefSeq and is a predicted model, not a curated record. Lineage: Eukaryota; Metazoa; Chordata; Mammalia; Chiroptera; Miniopteridae.
UUUCUUGUUUUCCAACAGGGAGUGGGGCCAGCUAGCAGAACCAGUGGGCUGCACAACAUCACCUUCAGAUAUGACAAUUGUACCACAUACUUGAAUCCAGUGGGGAAGCAUGUGAUUGCUGAUGCCCAGAACAUCACCAUCAGUCAGUAUGCGUGCCACGACCAAGUGGCAGUCACCAUUCUUUGGUCCCCAGGGGCCCUUGGCAUCGAAUUCCUAAAAGGAUUCCGGGUAAUACUGGAGGAGCUGAAGUCAGAGGGAAGACAGUGCCAACAACUGAUUCUAAAGGACCCGAAGCAGCUCAACAGUAGCUUCAAAAGAACUGGAAUGGAAUCUCAACCUUUCCUGAAUAUGAAGUUCGAGACGGAUUACUUUGUAAAGAUUGUCCCUUUUCCUUCCAUUAAAAACGAAAGCAAUUAUCACCCUUUCUUUUUCAGAACCCGGGCCUGUGACCUGUUGUUACAGCCGGACAACCUGGCCUGUAAACCCUUCUGGAAGCCUCGGAACCUGAAUAUCACCCAGCACGGUUCGGAUAUGCAGGUGUCCUUCGACCACGCACCACACACCUUUGGCUUCCGUUUCUUCUAUCUUCAUUACAAGCUCAAGCAUGAGGGACCCUUCAAACGAAAGACCUGUAAACAGGAGCAAAAUACAGAGACAACCAGCUGCCUCCUUCAAAAUGUAUCUCCAGGGGAUUAUAUAAUUGAGCUGGUGGAUGACACUAAUACAACAAGAAAGGUGAUGCAUUAUGCCUUAAAACCAGUGCAUUCCCCGUGGGCUGGGCCUAUCAGAGCCGUUGCCAUCACUGUGCCGCUGGUGGUCAUAUCGGCAUUCGCCACACUCUUCACUGUGAUGUGCCGCAAGAAGCAACAAGAAAAUAUAUAUUCACAUUUAGAUGAGGAGAGUUCUGAGUCCUCCACCUACACCACAGCACUCCCCAGAGAGAGGCUCUGGCCGCGGCCGAAGGUCUUCCUCUGCUAUUCCAGUAAAGAUGGCCAGAAUCACAUGAACGUUGUCCAGUGUUUUGCCUACUUCCUCCAGGACUUCUGUGGCUGUGAGGUGGCUCUGGACCUGUGGGAAGACUUCAGCCUCUGCAGAGAAGGGCAGAGAGAAUGGGUCAUCCAGAAGAUCCACGAGUCCCAGUUCAUCAUCGUGGUCUGUUCCAAAGGCAUGAAGUACUUUGUGGACAAGAAGAACUACAAGCACAAAGGAGGCGGCCGAGGCCCGGGGCAGGGGGAGCUCUUCCUGGUGGCCGUGGCCGCCAUCGCCGAGAAGCUGCGCCAGGCCAAGCAGAGCUCCUCGGCGGCGCUCAGCAAGUUCAUCGCCGUCUACUUCGACUACUCCUGCGAGGGAGACGUUCCCGGCGUCCUGGACCUGAGCACCAAGUACAAGCUCAUGGACAACCUCCCCCAGCUCUGCUCCCACCUGCACUCGCGAGACCACAGCGCCCGGGAGCCCGGGCCGCACCCCGGAAACGUCAGCCGCAGGAACUACUUCCGGAGCAAGUCGGGCCGGUCGCUGUACGUCGCCAUCUGCAACAUGCACCAGUUUAUCGACGAGGAGCCCGACUGGUUUGAGAAGCAGUUCGUUUCCUCCCACCCUCCCCCGCCCCGCGCCCGGGAGCCGGUCCUGGAGGGGAAGGCCGCGGGCGCCUCGGGCCUGCCCCGGGACUCGGGCAUCUAUGACUCGUCGGUGCCCUCCUCGGAGCUGUCUCUGCCCCUGAUGGAGGGACUCUCGGCGGACCAAACGGAAACGUCCUCGCUGACGGAGAGCGUGUCGUCGUCCUCAGGCCUGGGUGAGGAGGACCCUCCUGCCCUUCCGUCCAAGCUCCUCACUUCUGGGGUGUAUAAAGCAGAACCUGGUUGCUGCAACUACACUGGUGAACUCCACACGGUUGCCCCUUUGUAACGAAAUGGAAGAGUCUAAGCAUUGCCACUUUAGCUGCCGCCUCUCUCUGGUUCCCCAGCUCAUCUCUGGUUGUGUAGCCCACUUGGGCUGUGGUCUCCUACAAGGAUGUUUGGAGUGAAAUUCGUGCCAGUACUUGUUCUCCUUGCUCCUAUCCUCUAACAGAUAUCUUGGCAAAGUCUCCAGUUUUCUAAAACCAUAUGGAGCUUGGAAAGGGCAUGUCCAUAAGAUCUGACAACAGCUUGCCAUGGUAGGUCAGACCUUGGGUUAGAGCCAAUACUGGGAGAUAGGGAGGAAACAUAAAGAGAAACAGGAAAAUACCUGCACUGAUCGUUCAGACUUAAUUUAUCUCUGCAAACUUUGCCUAUUCACUCUUGGCUGUUUUGAUUUGAAAUGCUUUGUAGAAAAAGCACUUUUAAUGUUUUUAUAACCGCACAGAAAUCAAUUGUCAGUCUAUCUGGAAUCCAUGUCAUUACAGAUGAUAUUCCUGUUCAUUUUUGGUGUGGAACUUAUGUUGCCAUGGGUGUUAAAAAAGGUCAAGAAAGUAACAACAUGUAAUCAUCUCUCAUAAAGUGAGUCUUUAUGUAUUAGUGGGUGGCAUGGCUAACUGAGGUGGAAGUUGCAGGGCCAGGACGACCAUCUAAACCAUUCUUUCUGAGAUGGUCUGGUCAGCAUGAAAAGCCACCAGAGCUCAGUACCGAAGAGCACCUCUUGGUCUAAGUAGGCAUCAUGCAAACGCCAGAUCUGCCUCCCAAGAUUUCCUGGGCUACAUUUACUCGUUGUAUCUCAGAUGUUGGUGUCUAGAGUUUUAUUUUUAAGAGACUGAUACACAACUGGGCUGUAAUACUGAAAGUUGCAGUUCAUGCGUUCGGUUGGCCUCUGGUCUAAAGCUGUGUCCAGAGUAUUCAGGGUCAGAAUCCACUGAAAUAUGGCAGCGUGUGGAGGUGGUGGCCAGUUAAUCUGCUGAAUUGGUUUUGACUAAUGACAAACCUCUUUUUAAGAAGGUGAAAAGGAGGGGGCUGUCCCAAAGAUGAAUGUGCUCUUCGAAUAUUGUCUAAGGAAGACAUGAGACCUGAAAUCAUUAAAUUCUUGAAUCUUAAAGUAUUCCUCCCACAACCCAGCCUGUGACUGAUGUUUCACUUUGUGUUUAUGUUGUAGUUACCCGGUAAAAGAUUUGUCUCUUGUGCUCCAUCCUACCAAAAACAGCUAUUUAGAGCUUAGGAGGAAAGAAUUUUCUUUAAAAAGCAAAAGCAAAUGUUCUGUUUUUAUGAAUGACUUCUCUACAGAAUUUCUGUUUCCAAAGGGAAAACAGUUGUUCCCUUUUCCUCCCCUUGCCCUUCUGGGCAUGUGAGCUUCCUUUUCCACUUUUUCAUAGGUGCUGUUGAGUUUGGCACCGCUUUCUCAGCAAUCACACCGGGGACCAUGGUUUUGACUCCAGCAAAUAGAACUGAUAUUAAAGAGGACGCCGAGGAACAUCCUGAGGAGGGGUGGGAGAUGGAAUGGCGCAGGACUUCUCUUUCCAAGCACAUGCUUGGCAGGUGGGGAAGGGAAGGUUUACAACCCUCCUGGAAAGAAGAGGUUUGUGUGUAUUUUUGAUGCAGAUGCCACACUCCCUGCUCUGUAAAGGCAGCUGGCAGCUUCUUGGGGGAAGAACGUGAUCGGCUGUUCUCUGGCAUCGAGUUUCCUGCAGCUGCCCUGAGGGAGAGACAAGUGAGCAACAGAACUGCCUCCCCCAUAAAACCAGGCAUCUUGUUGGAGAAGAGACGUUCCAUGUUGUCACCGUGGAAUACAGGACAAGCACAGAGCUCCUACCCUCAUGUGACUCUCCUUCCAUUCUACCCCAGCAUGCAUUCUGUAAAGGAGAUUGGUCACUUCAAACUUGCUAGCAUACGAAAAUUCACUUUGGAACAUUAUGACAGAUAUUUCUUGUUGAGACCAAAUGAUGCAUGCCCCAAAGGAGCCAGUAAGAGCCACUUUUAGGAUAGAUAUUCAGCUUUGCAUGUGAAGUGAGGCAUCUCUGAGAAAGUGGCCCAGUGACAGCAUGAGGACUGGGGUGGAGGAGCAUCAGCUGGGCGUCAUGAGUGUGGGAAAGCUUGCUAAAUGAGCUUACUCAUGAAAAUGGAAGGGAAAAAAGAUGCUAGUCCAAAAAUCAGGUAAUGUUUUAGUUUGGAUUUAGGAUUUGGGCACUUAUUUUGAAACAUUAAUGUUUGUGAUGUUCAACAAAAGCGAACUGUUGUAUGGAGUAAUGAAAAAAUGGGAAUGCCUAACUCAGAAUAAGUUGAGAAGUCCAGCUUCCUGGUUUUGCCUUAUUAGUUUCACUUUUUUCCCCCCACCCUCCCCAUCUAAUGCUGGGAAUAGGAAUAAUUGCCAUGUAGAUUAAGGCAGAACAUCUGUUUUAAGCAGAGCUCCAUUUUUUGACUCACACUGUUCUGAGCAGUGGAAAUGAUAAGCCAGAAUUCAAAUAAAGGUUCUGUAAGUCACAGGCUUUUAGACAAUGGGGAAACAAGAAGUAGAAUAUAGGGGUGAUUCCAAUGAGUUCUUGACCCUGAGAGUCAAAGGCUUAUGUAGCUAAAUUAGAUGGUGUCCUCUGGACAGGUGAACAGAUACAUACGUCCAAGGUUCUAGGUAACCAAGAAGCUUGCAGGUAGUUGAAGGUAGGGAGCUGGUGGUUUAUCUUAAAUCACCAGUGCCCUACAGAAAGGACUUACCGUCCAACACAGCUUUGCCGGGAGAGUGAUUAGGGAGGUGAAAGCCCAGGUCAAGGCAUGCUGUUCUCUCAGGUCAACUACAAGCAACAGGAACCACCUGGAUGGGCCUAGCCCAGCCACACAGUGAGCAGAAGGUAUUCCAGAGGGCCAAGUCCUGGGCCUUUGAGCCACACUAAUCUCUAGAAAGAAUCAGAAGUCAUUCAGGUCCAGGCCUAGGAGGGUGAUCCAACCAGUUAAUAGUAUUUUGAGACAAAAAUGAGAUGGGUCCAUAAAGUCAUGAGACAGAGUAUUUGGUUGACACAUUAGCAAUAACCGAAGAUAGUCCCAGAUCAGAAGUUCAAAAAUAUGUCUUUAGCAACAAUGACAUCAUUGGAAUCAAUGCAUAGUAAUUUAAGUUCAUGUAUGUUAAAGUUUACUCUUACUACUUCAUAGCUACAAGUGUCUUUUUUUUUUUUUUUUUAAAUAACCCCUAGUCUCAGGCUCCCUGACUUAAGUGUAAAUAAACAGGAAAACUGUCUAAAAAUGUGGGUUUAUGUGAUUUUUUUCACAGCCUCCCCCUCCCCAGGGUUGAGCAUCUUUAAAACACAAAACAAGGAAUUAAAAAAAGCUGUUUUCUUGGAGAAGAAAUAACAUACCCUUCUCCUCCAAAGAGAGAAAACCCUGUAGUCUCCAGCUGCCUGAACACUAAGACGGCUCUUAGAGAGAGGAAUUGCUCUUCAUGUCUUUAUUGGAGAGAAGUGGACAAUGCCAAUGUGAAAGUUACUAGACUUUUUGAUUUUAUGUGGUUGGUGAAAACUACUUAUUUAAUAGAUGGUAUGUCUUCAGGGGUUGCCAGUGUAGCAGGCCUGAUGUAAUGAUAAAUAAGGUGUGAUUAUAAAUGACAGUGACAUGUCCUCUCUGUGUUGGGGAUGUCAUAGGGCAUGUUGGGGACCGUGGCAAACAGAUGCUUCUCUCCCACCUACAGGGGGCAGCUACUCCAGCCAGUUGUGGCCAAGCAGUGUUUCUUGAUCUUCCCAUCUUUCAAGAGAAGCUGAGAAACUGGAUUUUUAUAUGAACAAUUCUGAUUUGUUUAGUUAAAUUUUAAAACAUUUUAAAAUGCAUUCAGACCCUACAAAAUACCUGAUUGUUCUUGGCCCACUAGCUUCCAGUUUGGCACCCACCUCUGCUUUAUAAGAGUUGAAAUGAAAGGCAUGCGUGGUAAUUACAGAUGUCUAGUACCACCAGAAAAUGCUGUUGCUAAAUGCAGACAGUAGCUGGAUUGAUGCUUUCCCUCAUUGCUGUCCCAAAGAAAUCUGAUAUGAUUGCGAAUGUAUUUGAAAUGUUUUGAUUGCUUUUUUACAUUUCAUGGUAAGCCAGUUGUUAAUUCCAAAAUCAGAUUUCUGUUCUCCCCAUUUAAAAAUAUGACAUUUGGGACAAUUUCACUUAAACUCUACAACCUGAAGGACCUUAUUUAUAAUUUUAGCCCUUGGCUUAAUCAGUUCUUUAGAUGAUAUGCAACUCUGAGCUUAGUCCAAAACUUAAUAAGGAAAAGCAGGCGUUGUGGGGAGUAGGGCAAGUAAUGAGUGUGCACUAGAGCCAGGUAUUUGCAUUGUCUUCUGCUUUAAAUGACCUGUGAGUCUACUCUGUUUUGGAGGUGUGAAAUCAUACACAGAGAAAAGCUUUUCCUGAUACUGAGAUACCAGUUAGGAGUCCUCAUUGGGGCAUUGGGUCAUCCUUGCUAUAUCACCACCUUUCCAGGCUCAGGGUGAAAAUAAACACAAGGAAGUCUGACUGUAAGCCAAUAGCUUUGAUUUCAGUUUCAGAGUUUUGGGGGUGGGAGAAAGUUUGGAUUAUCUAGCAUGCUCUCCCUGAUGACAGACAAGGCUGUGCCUGAAUUAUUUCAGACAUAUGGCUGUGGAUUUUCAGCAAAGGAGAUUCUGUAACCUAUCCUGCUGAUCAGAUAGUUCUUUGUACGUCUUCCUUAAAGAAAUUCAAACCGGCCUUUUGUUCAGUGUGCAGUGGAAAAAGAACAGCUGGUCACCUUCCCUGUGUUUAAAAACCACAGUGAAGUCAUUCCCCUGGUGUUUUUAUUUCAGUGAUAGAUAAUCCCACCUACUUAAACCAUUUUUCAUAGCUCUUAUUUUCCAAGGACUUAGUCAUUUUCACUGCUAUUGUGUUUCUCAGCUUCACGCUCAGUUCAGUUGCCCAGAUAGAAUGUGCCUUAUUCACAUUGGCACUUUGUGAAGGCCAAGCUCAGGAUGGGGACUACAGGGAAAUUCUUACGUGCCCAGCUUCUCUUACUACUUAAAAAUAUAAUGGCAAUUUUAAAAAAUGAUGUAUCACCUAUAUUCAUUUUGAGGAUUGUUUGAUUGCCACUUUUUCCCCCCUUGACGGCAGUACUCUGUUCCCCUCCCCCGCCUCCUCCCUUGUUGUCAAAUACUUGGUGCUCCUUUGUAAUGUGUUUAAUGUAAUUCCCAAACUUCUUCAGGAUACUUCAAGACCAGCUCUUACCUUCUGAGUGGCAGCUAUUUCUCCCUCCCAAUUUUGGGUUCUAUUUUUACAUAUCUCUAGAGAUUACCCUUAAUUCAUGACUCACAAUAUUAUUAAAUGGCUCAGACUUCAGUUUGACCUCUGGUGAGAGAGACAGUAGUUGCUAAGGGCUAAUUUGCAAAGAGGUCGAGUUGUCUUCUCUCCUGCUCUUUGGUUCCUCUCCACAAUUCAGCUGGGACCACAGACUCCCCAAGAAGCUUUUUUGUGUUCUAAACGGCUGCAGCCAUGGCUCUGAAUUGACCAAGCACUGUGUUUCACGCAACCAGAAGUCUCACAAAAACAAACCAUUAUGACUGGUUUAUGUCACAUAAAACUUGAGAAGAUUCAAAGAAGCAAUCUUUUGUUCGUAUGUGAUGUAGACAAAGCUGACUGCUCUAUUCAUUAGACAAAAAAAUUACCAUUGGAUUAUACUAAUGUGUAAUCAUCUGUUUGUUUUUUAAAGUUUUUUUUGUUUUGAAAAACAGUAUGGACAGAGAAAAAACUUUUGUAAAAAUCAAAUGUGUUCGCUUAGAGAGUAGGUAACUUCUGUUUUCACUGUUAGGUUUUUUUUUUUCUUUUCUACUUCAGAAGCUCCCUGUUAGUACAUUCCGGGGGGGAAAGCCUGUGGAACACGCUGAUUAUUGCCAUUGUCUGUCUCAUCUGUAAGUUUGUCCCUUGUGGGGUCUGGUGGAAUAGUGAGCACUGACAGACGGAAGCAGUGUGCUGUAUUUUUACAUUGAAAACAAUGCCUUUUUUGAUUUGUACAUAACUCUGAAUAGGUGACAGUAGAUCACAGCUGACAUUUGCAAAAUGUUUUUGUACCUUUAGAAUUUCUGCAUCAAAUAAAGUGUUUUGUUUUAAGAG